This is a messenger RNA of Drosophila rhopaloa, 1362 nucleotides long. Its product is annotated as MAP7 domain-containing protein 1. The record is from RefSeq and is a predicted model, not a curated record. Lineage: Eukaryota; Metazoa; Arthropoda; Insecta; Diptera; Drosophilidae.
UGUUUGCUAUUCCCACACACAAACUCAAACACUUUCCAUAGACUGAAAAGUUGACUGGUUUUCAGACUGCAAGGUGUUACAUAUAUCGUCUUCUUCAGACGACGUAUUGAAGUUAUAAUUGGGUGCACAAGAAGAAACCGAACGCUUGCCAAAUGGCCUUUCUGGGACGGGUCGACAGUCAGGGAGCCCUCAUCGACUGCGAGGUGUUCAACUUCCAGCCCCAGCAGAACCCAGCCUGCCCGCCGGGAGAGGACGAGGCCAGCGGGCGGCUGCCGCAGAGGAAGGGCUCCAGGACCUACAUCAAGACCUACGACAAGGACAGCCCGCUGCCCUCCAUGGGAAGCCCCAGCACGGUGCGCUACGUGGGCAGCUCCGUGUCGUCCAGCGAAACCCACUCCUUGGACGAGACGGAGUCCUCCACUCUGCGCUGCUCCUCGCUCGGGUCACUGGGCACCUUGGCCACGAUGGUGGGACACCACGAAGAUGGGCUCGAGUCGGAAUCGCUCUGCCUGGACCUGGACAGCCCCAGCAGUAGCCCCGCCAGCGGCAGCAGCAGCAGAUCCACCUCCUCCCGGGAGGGCAGUUCCGGCGACAAGGACUCGACGACCUCGAUGUGCAGCUGGGAGGAGGCCAUGUCCCGGGAGGAGGAGCCGCACAGCUUCAGCCUGCCCUCGCUGCGCCUGGGAUCAGAAGGGGGGCGGGGGGCGGGGGCGGCUUUGUCGCCGCCGCUCACCUACACCCGCCGCCUCGACCCGCUGCACAUGGAGCGCUCCGCCGACGACGCCUACGAGAACUGGCUGAGCGGCAAGCGGCGCCAGUGCCAGUGCAGGCUGCGGCAGGAGCAGGCCGAGCGGGAGGCGCAGCGGGAGCGGACGGCGCUGCGCCAGCGGUUGGCCAAGGGGGAGUACGAGCGGUGGUGCCAGCAGAAGGCGCGGCAGGCCAAGCCCUCCCCCGCCCAAAUACCGCAGCCAAAAGCAAACGCUCCCGCGCAGCACCACCAGCACCUGCAGAAGUGGGAGCUGGAGAAGAUCAGGCUGGCCGAACGGAGGCGUCUGGAGCAGCGGGACGUCGAGCGGCAGCGGGAGCAGGAGAAGGCGCUCCGACGGCAGCAGGCGGAACAGGCCUUCCGGCGGUGGAUGAGCAACGUGGCCCAGCGACCCAAGCCGGUGCCCACCAGCCAGGGAAUCCAGUCCCUCCGCGGCACCGUUUCCGACAUCUUCAUCAACCCCAAUCAGUGGGUGGACUGAAGAACAUUAGCUUGCUGGAAGAGGUGGCCCAAGAGUCGGAAAGUGUGUUGCCCAAACAGGCUCCUCCAAAGGUGGGAAUUUGCCCGCGCCGUGAAACCAAAGUUGUACCCUAGUG